This is a messenger RNA of Calliphora vicina (urban bluebottle blowfly), 11233 nucleotides long. It is a transcript of the gene ds, whose product is annotated as dachsous cadherin-related 1. Gene Ontology annotation, molecular function: cadherin binding; calcium ion binding. The transcript is spliced from 14 exons. Lineage: Eukaryota; Metazoa; Arthropoda; Insecta; Diptera; Calliphoridae. The coding region runs from base 80 to 11095 and encodes 3671 amino acids. Gene Ontology annotation, cellular component: catenin complex; plasma membrane. Gene Ontology annotation, biological process: homophilic cell-cell adhesion. The record is from RefSeq and is a predicted model, not a curated record.
CACAAACCCUCUAAAUAACGAACUAAUUUUGUUUUAUUAAAACAAAUAAUAAUAAAUUCAAACAAACACACACACAAAAAUGGCAAAUAUUAAACUGCCAUUGAAAACGACUGAAAACAUAAUAAAUUUUAAGGCCAAAACAAAUACAAAUACAUUUAUAAAACUGAAAAAACAAACAGAAUACACCAUGAAUCAUCGAUAUCGGAGAAGAGUUAUAAAAUCUAGAAAUUCUGUAGCCUCUACUAGCAACAACCAACACAGUCAUCAUUGGUCCUGCUGGCCAUUAUUAGUAUUUCUGGGAAUUUUUUGGCAAAAUGUGGGUGUUACCACAGCGGAAUUGAUAAGAGAACUAGAUGUAUCGGAAGGUGUGCCCAUGGGCCAUCAGAUUGGCUAUAUAGGCGAACAAUUGCCGGGUGUGGAUAGUGGACCGCCGUAUUUAAUUGUGCCCGUACCGGGCAGUGGUGUGGAUACCGACUUAGCUAUUGAUCAUACAACGGGCGAGAUAAGAACAAAAGUGCGUUUAGAUCGUGAGACAAGAGCCUCCUACAGUUUGGUGGCCAUACCCUUGAGUGGUGAAAAUGUGCGCGUAUUAAUACGGGUGCAUGAUGAAAACGAUAAUGCACCCACAUUUCCGACGGCGGUUAUGAAUAUUGAAUUUCCCGAAAAUACUCCACGAGACGUUAAAAGGACGUUACAUCCGGCGCGUGAUCUCGAUCUCGGUCGUUAUAAUACUCAGCGUUAUAAUAUCGUGUCGGGUAAUACGAACAAUGCUUUUCGUUUGUCGUCGCAUCGCGAACGUGAUGGUGUUUUAUAUUUGGAUUUACAAAUCAAUGGUUUUUUGGAUCGCGAAACAACGCCUUUCUAUAGUCUGGUCAUAGAAGCCUUGGAUGGGGGAAGUCCUCCAUUAAGGGGCCAGAUGACCGUCAAUAUAACCAUACAAGAUGUUAAUGACAAUCAGCCUAUAUUCAAUCAAAGUCGUUAUUUUGCCACAGUUGCAGAAAAUGCCACCAUAGGUACCAUGGUCUUGCAGGUGUUUGCCACAGAUGCCGAUUUUGAGGAAAAUGGUUUUGUAGAGUAUUCCAUUAACCGGCGACAAAGUGAUAGAGAACAAAUGUUUCGCAUAGAUGCAAAAACCGGAUGGAUUUCUGUGAAUAAGGCAUUGGAUUUUGAAACCAAGGAAUUGCAUGAAUUGGUGGUGGUAGCCAAGGAUCAUGGCGAGACGCCAUUGGAAACCACGGCCUUUGUUUCCAUUAAAGUAACCGAUGUUAAUGACAAUCAGCCCACUAUAAAUGUUAUAUUCUUGAGUGAUGAUGCCACACCCAAGAUAUCAGAAUCUGCUGAGCCGGGUGAGUUUGUGGCCAGAAUAUCGGUACAUGAUCCCGAUUCCAAAACUGAAUAUGCCAAUGUUAAUGUUACUUUAAACGGAGGAGAUGGUCAUUUUGGUUUGACUACCAGAGACAAUAUUAUUUAUCUGGUUAUAGUCAACAUGACUUUGGAUAGAGAACUAACACCCAAUUACACUCUAUCCGUGGUGGCUACCGAUAAUGGCACUCCUCCCCUACAUGCCUCCAAGACCAUACACUUGCGUGUCACUGAUAUCAACGAUAAUGCUCCCGAAUUUGAGCGUGCUGUAUAUCAGGCCAAUGUUAUGGAAAUUUCUGAUCCUGGCACUUCUGUCAUUCAAGUUUAUGCCUAUGAUAGAGAUGAGGGCAAUAAUUCGGCUGUCACUUAUAGUUUAUUGGAUACACCGGACUCUCAUUCACAAUGGUUUGUCAUUGAUGAAUAUACGGGUUUGAUUUCAACAAAAACUCAUAUUGAUUGUGAAACAGAGCCAGUGCCUCAACUUACUGUGGUGGCUCAUGACAAUGGUCAUCCUCCUUUGUCAUCAACAGCCACGGUUUUGGUUACCAUACAUGAUGUCAAUGACAAUGAACCCAUAUUCGAGCAUAGUUAUUAUAAUAUAACAGUGGCGGAGAAUGAGGCAAAGGGCAGGUGUAUUUUAAAGGUGUCAGCCAAUGACCCAGAUUGUGGCGUUAAUGCCAUGGUUAAUUACACCAUGGGUUCAGCGGGUUCAAAGUAUUUUAGCGAAUUUAAUGUUCGCUCGGCUACUGGAGAAAUCUGCAUAGCUGGCGAUUUGGACUUUGAAAAGAAACAAGUGUAUGAGUUUCCCGUUAUAGCCACGGAUAGAGGCGGCCUCAGCACUACCUCCAUGGUGAAAAUACAACUAACCGACAUCAAUGACAAUCGUCCGAUUUUCUAUCCCCACCACUACAAUGUCUCGCUGCGUGAGACAGCCUCUACCACAGCCUCCAGUGCGCCCAUUGUCACAGUAGCUGCCACAGAUCCCGAUUCGGGACGUUUUGGUACCAUCACUUAUCGUAUUGUUGGCGGCAAUGAUGCUAGUUUAUUUCGUAUUGAACGUUCCACAGGAGAGAUCUUCUUAAAUCGUCCAAAUAUGCUGUCUGCACGCACGCAAUCGCUGCAUGUAUUGAAUGUGUCGGCCAGUGAUGGUGGCGGUUUGAGAACUCAACAAGAUGCUUUAGUAUUUGCGAACAUAAUUGAUGCUACGCAACGGCCACCAAUAUUUGAGAAGCUUCGCUAUAAUUUCUACGUAAAAGAGGAUGUGGUGCGUGGCAGUGUGGUGGGUACGAUACAGGCGACCAGUACGGAUGCAGCCAAUCGCAAUGCUGUGCAUUAUACCAUCUAUUCAGGAGAUCCAGAGGGCUACUUUUCCAUCGAUGAAAACUCGGGCAAUAUAAGAGUGGCCAACAGCCUGGACCAUGAGAUAAAAGCACAAGUUUUACUCAACAUCAAGGCAACCAUGGGACAUAAUAGUAUUCAGGGAUAUACCCAGGUUAUAAUAACCAUAGAAGAUGUUAAUGACAAUGCCCCCGAAUUUGAAUCCAACAUAAUACGCAUAUCAAUACCGGAAAAUUACGAACUUGGCAAGCCACUGUAUGCAGUCCAUGCCUUUGAUAAGGAUUCUGGUAAAAAUGCUGAAGUCUCAUACGUAUUGACAAUCGGAGGUGGUGUUAUGGAUUCUAUGUUAAAAAAUCUUUUCGCUAUCGAUGCACGUUCAGGCCACCUAACAUUGUCACGACACUUAGAUUACGAAACUUCACAAAGACAUACGUUAAUUGUCACUGCCAUGGACGCUGGGCAGCCACGUUUAUCAAGCAAUUUAACUAUUGUCGUGGAAGUACAGGAUGUCAAUGAUAAUCCGCCAGUAUUUGCAAGUAAUGAGUACCAUGUAAAAGUGUUGGAAUCAAUGCCAGUUAAUUCACAGAUUGUACAAGUGACAGCUGUAGAUUUGGAUACUGGCAACAAUGCUCGCAUCACUUAUCGCAUUAUCAAUAACAACAACAGCUCACAGGGAGAAAUUUCACAAAUAUUUGGAAUUUAUCCCAAUAGUGGCUGGAUUUAUUUGCGAUCGCCUUUAGACCGUGAAACACGUGAUCAUUAUGAUUUGACGGUGGCGGCCAGUGAUAAUGGCAGUCCGCCAGCCCAGACCAGCACACGUGUUAUGGUACGCGUUUUGGAUGCCAACGAUAAUGAUCCACGUUUCUUACGUUCCUCCUAUGAGUUUUCCAUAGAGGAGAAUAUGAAUCGUGGCUCGUUGGUUGGUGUUAUUGGUGCUACUGAUUUGGAUUUGGGUGAAAAUGCGGCCAUCAGAUAUAGUUUAUUGCCGGCAAAUAGUUCGUUUCAAGUUAAUCCACUUACGGGUGAAAUCACAACACGCGAACCAUUGGAUCGUGAACAGCGCUCUGUUUAUGAUUUGGUGGCAGAGGCUCGCGAUCAGGGUACACCGUAUCGCAGUUCACGCGUCGCUGUCAAAGUCCAUGUAACCGAUGUCAAUGACAAUCAACCGAAGAUUGUUGAUCCGCAAGAGGAUGUGGUCAGCGUGCGAGAGGAGCAGCCACCAGGCACUGAAGUGGUGCGCAUACGUGCUGUCGAUCGUGAUAAUGGGCAAAAUGCAUCGAUCACUUAUUCGAUAUUAAAAGGUCGUGAUUCGGAUGGCUUUGGUCUGUUUAGCAUAGACGCCAACACGGGUGUCAUACGUACGUUGGUCGUGCUGGAUCAUGAGGAACGCAGCAUUUAUCGUUUGGCUGUGGCAGCAACAGACGGUGGCAAUCCACCAAAACAAUCAAUACGUUUGCUGCGUGUUGAGGUGUUAAAUUUGAAUGACAAUCGACCAACGUUUACCAGCUCAAGUUUAGUAUUUCGGGUUCCCGAAAACAUUGCCAUUGGCCAUGUGGUGGGCUCUGUGGAUGCAUCCGAUCGCAGCAAACAAAACAUGAUCUUCAACGAAGAUAAUCUCUACAUAACCUACACUCUAACGCCCUUAUCCAAAGACCUCAUAGAAGGAGCAUUUGAUAUUGAUCGUCAUACCGGUUCUCUGGUAGUAGCCCGACAAUUAGAUCGUGAACUGCAAGCUGAAUUUCGUUUAGAAAUACGAGCCUUGGAUACCAGUGCCAGCAACAAUCCACAAAGCAGUGCCAUAGCGGUAAAAAUCGAAAUACUAGAUGUCAAUGACAAUGCCCCCUCGUGGCAGGAAGAUCCUAUAAAAAUACAAGUCAGCGAACUGGCCACAGAGGGUUCUGUCAUCUACAACUUUUCAGCCUCAGAUGCCGACACCGGUUUAAAUGGUCAAAUACAAUAUAAACUAUUAAAAUACAGUCCCAAAAGUUGGCAUAUGGAGAAGUCUCAAAAAGAAGAAAGAGAUCUAUUUGCUGUAGAUAUUUUGACGGGAGGUUUAACUGUUAUGGGGCCUCUGGAUUAUGAAACUAUCAAAGAAUACAUCUUAAUAGUUCAGGCUUUCGAUUUGGCUGAAAAUAAAUCGGAACGUUUAUAUAGCUCGGUUACAGCUGUUGUAAAAGUAUUAGAUGAAAAUGACAAUAAACCGGAAUUUGUUAUACCUCCCCUCAAUAGGGAAACCAAAAACAAAUAUGGUUUGGUGAAUCGAAAUGCAACGCCCACUGCCACAGUGUUUAUUUCGGAUAAUAAAAGAAUUGGUGAUUUGUUAAUGCAUAUAGUGGCCAUAGAUCCGGAUACGGGCAAUAAUGGCCGUCUGUCUUAUACUUUGGUUACAGGCAAUGAAUUAAAUUACUUUCGUUUAAAUGCUGAGACAGGAUUCCUGGAAUUAGCUAAACCUUUGCCGCCUGUCGUACACAAUACAGCCGAUAGAAUGGCAGAUUUGUCGACUGUCAAUCGUAAUAAAUUUGAAUUACUGAUCAAGGCUGAAGAUCAUGGUGUCAAGGAAAAGUUAAGUUCGGUUAUGAAAUUGGAAAUUUUGGUUAGGGGUACCAAGAGUAAUCCACCACGUUUUAAGAAGUCCAUGUAUUAUGCCAACAUAACGGAGAAUGCUUCAGCGGGCAGCUUUGUAGUACAGGUGGAGGCCAAGUCGUUUAAUGGGGGAGAAAAUGCUAAUCUCACCUAUGAGAUACCAACAGGUGUCGCCGAUAAUCAUUUUCAUGUUGACACCCAACGUGGCAUUGUCACCACACGCGGUCAAUUUGAUCGUGAAACAAAAGCCUCAUAUACCGUGCCAAUUUAUGUAUAUGAUGCUAAACGUUCAACAGCAGCCACAAGUAGCAGCAGUGGCAGCAAUGCCUUGAUGACAAUGGCACGUAGGCAAAGAUCGUCGGUAAAUGAAGCGGCUGCCGCACAAAAUGGUCAGUUUGAUGUGGCCAUUUUACAUAUAACCAUAACUGACAUUAAUGAUCAUGCACCGGAAUUCAGACCGGGCUCAUGCUAUGCUCUCUCAGUACCGGAAAAUAGUGAUUUAGCGGUGAUACACACAAUUGUGGCAACUGAUUUGGAUGAAGGUGCCAACGGCGAAAUAAUGUAUACCAUCAUUGGAGGCAAUACGGGCAAUAAAUUUAGCUUGGACAUACACUCUGGCGAACUAACCGCUCGUCCUUUGGAUCGUGAACAACAGUCCCGUUAUAUUUUACAGAUACAGGCCACCGAUCGUGGUUCUCCUAUUAGUUACCAAGGUCAUUGUAAUAUUACCGUUCUGGUAGAGGAUCAAAAUGACAAUGAUCCUCAUUUUGAACAGGCCAAAUAUGUGGCCAAUGUGGCGGAAAAUGUUCCAGUGGGCUCUAGUGUUAUGCGCAUUAAAGCUAUGGAUGAUGAUUUGGGCAUAAAUGCUAGACUUUUGUAUACUUUGGCUAAUGAAACACAGUGGGUGUUUGCCAUCGAUAAUAAGAGUGGUGUUAUCAGUACAGUGGGCCCCCUUGAUCGUGAACGUCAACAUGUUUACAAUUUCAUGGUGGUGGCCACCGAUGGCGGUCGUUAUGAUUCUCGGUCUGCUCGUGUUCCGGUACAAAUCAUGAUCGAUGAUGUAAACGACAAUAAACCGAUUUUCGAACGUUAUCCAUUUCGUGCCCAAGUACCAGCCCUCAUCCAACCCGGACAAAUUCUAGUGCAGGUCUCUGCUUCCGACAAAGACUUGGGUUUAAAUGGUGAAAUCCUCUACACGCUUAAAGAACAAGAUGAUCCCUCUACAAGAGGCAAAUUUCGCAUUAAUCCCAAUACGGGAGUAGUAAGUGCCAGUCAAAGUUUGGCUAGUGAGUCGGGGCGUUUGCUGCAUUUGGAAGUGGUAGCCAGAGACAAAGGACAUCCGCCCAUGUAUGCUGAUGGUUUAAUAGAACUCCUAAUAGGUGAAUUUCCUCAAGGGGCUCCUUCUCUAAGGUUUCAAAAUGAUUCGUAUCGCAUUAAAAUUGAAGAAAACUCAUCGGAAGGUUUUAGAUUACUGCAAGUAAAUGCCAUAAGAUCAGAUGGUAGAAGGACCAAAUUAUCUUACUCCUUUGGCACGGGUAAUGAUGAUGGUGCCUUUAGCAUUGAUCCAUCGACGGGAGAGAUAAAGGUUUCCAAUUCUGAAGCCUUGGAUUAUGAAAAAUAUGCUGGCAAUAUGGAGGAGAUACAACUAAAUAACAAACACUUUGGCUACAGAGGACGUGCUUUAAUGUAUGAUUUAAUCGAGGAAGGAGAUCAGUUAAACACUACAGCUAUGGACGAAAACAAUCCAGCCCGUUCACAUCGAGCUUUGAGAAGACGUGAAAUGGAUGAUUUACCCGUGCUAUUGGCCUCUGCCAUACAACCCCAUGAAUUGAGAUUAAUGUUGGUGGCACAAAGUGAAUCACAUGCUGGCUCUGCUCCACUUUAUGCCUACGCUGAACUUAUAGUAGAACUGGAAGAUGUCAACGAUAAUAGUCCACAGUUCACACAGUCCCAGUAUGCGGCCACCGUGUGGGAGGGCAAUAAUAAAGGCACGUUUGUGGUGCAGGUUAGUGCUUUCGAUCUGGAUUCUGCGGCAAAUUCACGCAUACUCUAUCACAUUGUUGAUGGUAAUCAUGAUAAUGCAUUUGUCAUUGAGCCGGCCUUUAGCGGCAUUGUUAAAACGAACAUUGUGUUGGAUCGUGAAAUACGCGACAUGUACAAGCUAAAAGUGAUCGCCACUGAUGAGGGGGUGCCACAGAUGACAGGCACAGCCACGAUACGUGUCCAUAUUGUAGAUGUGAAUGAUAAUCAACCCACAUUUCCACCGCAUAGUGUGAUCAACGUUAGUGAAGGCACUGAAUUGGGUUCGGUUAUUACCACCAUCUCCGCCAAUGACGUUGACACUUAUCCAGCUUUAACCUAUCGUUUUGGCUCUGAUUUGCCAGACCAGCAAGCUAGCAGUAGAAGCACCAGAAGUAGUAGCAGCAGCAGCAGCAGCUAUAGUGCUUUGGAGUUGGCAGAAUUUGACAUUAAAUCCAUAUUUGCCAUUGAUCGUUACAGCGGCAAGGUAGUACUCAAACGUCAUUUGGAUUAUGAACAACGGCAAGAGUACCUAUUGGAGAUAAUAGCCUCUGAUGCAGCUCAUGAGGCACGUUGUACGCUGACAGUACGUGUAGGAGAUGAAAAUGAUAAUGUGCCUGAAUUUGAGCAGCCUACUUAUUUUGCCAUGUUGCCGGAUAUGCAGCUAACAUCAACGUCAUCUCUGACCACGGACAUAGAAUUGUUGCGCGUUAAUGCCACUGAUUUAGAUGCCGAAGAUAACAACAAUUCAAAGAUUGUGUUUAGCAUUAAUCCCCUGGUGAAAGGCUUCACAGUUAAUGAGCAAACAGGAGCGGUGUAUGUUAAUAUUAGCCGUCUGGCUGGCGCGGAUGGUGAAGGUCUUUCGGAGGAUUUAUUUGUUACCAUAGUGGCCUCAGAUAAGGGCACUCCUGCUUUAAAAUCAACGGCCACCUUAAGAGUGCAGGUUCAGGGUCACAAUUCGGCGAGAGCACAAUUUUUGCAGUCUCACUACAGAGCUCAUAUACCCGAAGAUGCUCCCUUGGGUUCGGUGGUUUUGAAAUUAAGCCAGGAGAUAUUGGACGCCAAUACCGAUUUCAAUGAUGCCAAUCUUAUGUUUAGCAUAGUGUCUGGUAAUGAGGAGCGUAAAUUUGAGGUUUACCAAUCCAAGGCUAUAAUCUUGGUUAAGUCGCUGGAUCGUGAACAAAUGGAUUUGUAUAAACUGCGUUUGGUUAUCAGUGAUCCUUCAGCCUCUCCCCAGCAACUGAUUUCACAGGCUGCCGAAAACUCCACAUCGGCUAUAAAUGUUUUUGUUUCCAUAGAGGAUUUCAAUGAUAAUGCUCCUGAAUUCUCCAAUGAAAUUAAAUACGAGGCAGAGGUUAGUGAGCUGGCUCCUUUGAGGUACUCUAUAGCAGAAAUUGUAGCCAAAGAUAUGGAUGCCGAUAAUACCCCCAACUCGGAAGUGGUGUAUGAAAUUAUGUCUGGUAAUGAUGAAGGCAUGUUUACUAUUGAUUUGGUUAAAGGAGUUUUAUUUGUCAACAAUAAAUUGGACUAUGAUACGGGCUCCAUGUGCUAUGAACUGAUAAUACGGGCCUGUGAUAGUGCUCCCCAGCCUUUGUGUUCAUUGAAACCAUUUCGCUUGUCUUUGCGUGAUGAAAACGACAACAAUCCCACCUUUCCGGUCUCGGAAUAUAUUGAGUUUGUGGCCGAAAAUGAGCCUGUGGGUACUAGUGUGUUUCGUGCUAGAGCUACGGAUUUGGAUCGUGGCACGUAUGGCUUGUUGAAUUAUACCAUAGAACAUGAAGCUUCGGGUUCAGAUGAUAUAGCCUGGAAGCUGUUUAGAGUGGACACACAAUCUGGUAUAGUUACCACAAAUUCGGUAUUUGAUUUUGAGCAACGCAGUCGUUAUGAUUUCAUUUUGAGAGCCAUGGAUACGGGAGGCAAAUCUUCCAAGGUUAAGGUGCGCAUACAAAUAGAUUCGAGAGAUGAAUAUGCACCACAAUUUACCGAACGUACAUAUCGCUUUGUCAUGCCCUCUCCCUCAAGCGGUUACUUGCCUUUGGGCUAUGUGGUGGGCCAGGUGUCGGCCUCAGAUCGUGAUAAGGGCCCUGAUGGCAGGGUGGUUUAUCAAUUGAGUUCUCAACAUGCCUACUUUAAGGUUAAUCGCACAACGGGCACGGUGGUGUUGAAAAAGAAGCUGGAUGACAAUUUUGAUGAUGGUCGUGAUAUUAGUUUGGUUAUUUCAGCCAGUUCGGGCAGACAGGGUUCGUUGACAAAUAUGACUGUGGUGGAGAUUUCUUUAGAUCCUUUGGCAGAUCCUGGCACUAAUUUGGCCAGCAGUGUGGGAGUUGGUAACGGAUCCACGGGUGGUGGUGGUUUGGCAGACUGGAUUUUGGGUUUGAUUAUAGCGGUAAUGUUAUUGCUGUGUGCGGCCGCUGGCAUAUUCCUGUUCAUACGCAUGCGCCGCAGUAAACCGCGCAAUGUGGUAAAGCCCCAUUUGAAUCAGGAAACUGUGGGCAACUCCAAUAGUUAUGUGGAUCCUAGUGCCUUUGACACCAUACCCAUUAGAGGAGCCAACAUAACUGCCACUAGUAAUAAUCCGGGACCCUCGGGAGCCAUGGCCACGGCCCAAUUUGCUCCUCCCAAAUACGAUGAAAUACCUCCAUAUGGCAAUCAUGCGGGGAGUUCUAACUCAGGAGCAGCUACCACUUCAGAACUUUCAGGCUCCGAACAAUCGGGCUCCAGCGGCAGAGGCUCAGCCGAAGAUGAUGGCGAAGAUGAGGAGAUCAGAAUGAUUAAUGAAGGCCCUUUAAGAGCAGGCAGCAAUGGAGAGGAUGGUCGUUUAUCAGAAAUAUCAGUGCAAAAUACACAAGAGUAUUUGGCACGUCUGGGUAUAGUGGAUCGCGAUAAUAAUCCCACAGGAGCAGCUUCAAGUACCAGUAUGGCUGGUUCUAAUAAAGAAGCUCAUAUGCAUCAUCCUCUGCCCAUGGUAGACUCUUUGCAUAUGUUUAGUGAAGAUCCCAACAAUGAGACAGACAUUACAAAUCUAAUAUAUGCCAAACUAAAUGAUGUAAAUGGUGGGGCAUCUGAUCGAGCCAGUAGUGCCGAUGAGGCGGCCACUACAGCAGGAAGUAUAGGCACGGCUGUGGACCAUGUAAUGGGCUAUAGCAAUCAUCCGGUGGUAAGUGCCGCCAAUGUAGGGCCCUCCAUGACGGGCUCUUUAAGUUCAAUAGUACACAGUGAGGAAGAGUUAACGGGUAGUUAUAAUUGGGAUUAUUUGCUGGACUGGGGACCGCAGUAUCAGCCCCUGGCUCAUGUAUUCUCCGAGAUAGCAAGACUGAAAGAUGAUAAUAUAUCGGUAAAUAGCGGCACUAGUGGUGCCUCCUCCAGCAACAAAAGCAAACAAAGUCUGGCUCAUUCCAUAGCCAGUGUGGUAAAGCCGCAUAUACCCCCUCCACUGCUAACAAAUGUGGCUCCCAGAGCCAUUAACCUGCCGGUGCUAUCGGGUUCCGGGGUAAAUAUGAGAAUGCCGCCAAACAGCUCACAUCAUGGUACUUCCACCACCCAUUUAGGAGCAGGAAAUCAAUACAUGUUACCACGUUCUCCCAUAAGUCAUGAUGCUGCCGGUGGAUUUUCCACCUCCUCGGCCAUGUCACCCUCAUUCUCACCCUCCCUAUCACCUUUGGCCACCAGAUCACCUUCAAUAUCACCUCUGGGGGGCGUGUCCACAGGCCAUCAUAUGGUGAAUAUGCCCAGACAUCAACCACAAGCCUCACAAAGAGCCAAGAAUAUGGUAAUAGAUCAAGUAAGAAUGUAAAUCAUUAAAUCCACAAUAACAGCAACACAAAGUGAUUUAGUUUAAGGUAUAUAGAUUUUAAAAAAAAGACUAGCAUUGCAAAAUAAGUUUAGAGAGUGCUGGAGAUUUCAAACACACUCUCUCGGCUGUGUUAAAAAU